AUGGAUCUCUCGAAAAUGCGCGUCAAGGAGCUGGCGGAGAUUUGCCGCAACUUCGGCCUCCGCACGAGUGGGCGCAAGGCGGACCUGGUGGAGCGAAUACAGUCCAACGCAAUGUACCAAGCGGACGUGGCUGCGAUGGCCAAGAUAGAAAUCAGCAAUGGACACAGAGGCAGUCACAGCGGCAACAAAAGGGGGUCGAGUAGCAAUGUAAGGAAGCUGUGA
Molecule: messenger RNA, 222 nt
Organism: Phytophthora nicotianae INRA-310
Lineage: Eukaryota; Oomycota; Peronosporomycetes; Peronosporales; Peronosporaceae
Exons: 2
Coding region: 1-222 (73 amino acids)
Source: RefSeq, a predicted model, not a curated record